Mus musculus (house mouse) is the source of this 5578-nucleotide messenger RNA. It is a transcript of the gene Farp1, whose product is annotated as FERM, ARH/RhoGEF and pleckstrin domain protein 1. Gene Ontology annotation, biological process: postsynaptic actin cytoskeleton organization; synapse assembly; dendrite morphogenesis. NCBI's taxonomy places the organism in Eukaryota, Metazoa, Chordata, Mammalia, Rodentia, Muridae. Gene Ontology annotation, molecular function: small GTPase binding; guanyl-nucleotide exchange factor activity; cytoskeletal protein binding. The record is from RefSeq and is marked validated. Gene Ontology annotation, cellular component: glutamatergic synapse; cytosol; extrinsic component of postsynaptic membrane. The coding region runs from base 389 to 4225 and encodes 1278 amino acids. The transcript has 27 exons.
CCCGCUCAACAGCCUCGGAGGCGGCUGGUCCCGGCGCGGGCGCAGCGGCUGCGGGGAGCGGGGAGCCCGGAGAAGGUGCGGGGCGGGGACGCGGCCACCGCCCGCUCUGCGCCGCUCCUCCCCACGCGAGUGGCGCUCGGGCCGGGCGUCGAGGCGGCCGCGGCGACCCGGAGCUCGCUCCCCACCCACCCCGCCUGCUCCGCCCUCCCCUCCGCCCCGCGCCACCUUUGAUGGCUCGGACCUCGGCCGGCCGCCGCCUGCCUAGCUCGCGCGCCCGCCGCCCGCGGGGACCCCUCGCUCGCCGCCGCCGCGCCCUCGCCAGCCUUGCAGCCCGCAGCCCGCAGCCCGGACCCGGAGCCACCGAGAUCUUAUAUAAGUUCCUUUCAUCAUGGGAGAAAUAGAGCAGAAGCCCACCCCAGCAUCACGUCUGGGGGCCCCAGAGAACUCGGGGAUCAGCACCUUGGAACGAGGACAGAAACCACCGCCCACACCUUCAGGAAAACUUAUGACUGUCAAAAUUCAGAUGCUGGACGACACCCAGGAGGCCUUUGAAGUUCCACAACGAGCGCCAGGGAAGGUUCUGUUUGACGCCGUGUGCAACCACCUCAACCUUGUGGAGGGCGACUACUUCGGCCUGGAGUUCCCUGACCACAGGAAGAUCGUGGUGUGGCUGGAUCUCCUGAAGCCCAUUGUGAAGCAGAUUCGAAGACCGAAGCACGUCGUUGUUAAAUUUGUUGUGAAAUUCUUCCCUCCCGACCACACACAGCUCCAGGAAGAACUUACCAGGUACCUGUUCGCUCUGCAGGUGAAGCAGGACUUGGCUCAAGGCAGGCUGACGUGUAACGACACCAGUGCCGCUCUCUUGAUCUCACACAUUGUACAGUCGGAGAUUGGGGAUUUCGAUGAAGCUUUGGACAGAGAACACUUAGCAAAAAAUAAGUACGUACCUCAACAGGAUGCGCUGGAAGACAGAAUCAUGGAGUUCCACCACAGCCACGUUGGACAAACCCCGGCAGAGUCAGAUUUCCAGCUCCUAGAGGUGGCCCGUCGGCUAGAGAUGUACGGAAUCCGGUUACACCCUGCCAAGGACAGGGAAGGCACCAAGAUCAACCUGGCUGUCGCCAACACUGGAAUUCUAGUGUUUCAGGGCUUCACGAAGAUCAAUGCUUUUAACUGGGCCAAGGUGCGGAAGCUGAGCUUCAAGCGGAAGCGCUUUCUUAUCAAGCUCAGACCUGACGUGAAUAGCUCAUACCAGGACACCUUGGAGUUCCUGAUGGCCGGCCGAGACUUCUGCAAGUCUUUCUGGAAAAUAUGUGUGGAGCACCAUGCCUUCUUCAGACUCUUCGAAGAACCUAAGCCAAAGCCAAAGCCUGUUCUCUUCAGCCGAGGGUCGUCCUUCCGGUUUAGUGGUCGGACUCAGAAGCAAGUUCUUGAUUAUGUUAAAGAAGGCGGCCACAAGAAGGUGCAGUUUGAAAGAAAGCACAGCAAGAUCCACUCCACCAGGAGCCUGGUCUCACAGCCCACAGCACCGAAUUCAGAAGUGCCAAAACAGUCUCCACAGAGCGCAAGCCUUACGUUUGGAGAAGGUACCGAGUCUCCGGGUGGCCAGAGCUGCCAGCAAGCGAAGGAAACAAAAGCCUGUACCUUGGAGUUGGGACCUCACCAAAGCCCCGCCCUCCCUAAGAGCCCUCCAGGGAGCAAAGCUGCAGAUGGAACCACCGUGGUGCCGCCUGAGGAAGAAGAGGAGGAAGAGGGUGGCAAGGACGGCAUCCGGCCAAGUAACCCUCAGCCCCCGCAGCCAAGCACAGGUCCAGCAUCCCGGGCUGCUGGAGGCAGUAGCAAUUCCAUUCCCUUCAUUGACUGUAGUGAUGUAGAUAGUGAAUAUGACCUUCUCAGAGAACCAGGGUCCCAGUCACGUUCCCAAACAAAUGACAACUAUGAAGGUGAUUUGACUAGUGGUGUUUAUCUACUGUCCGGGGAUGAGAGGCGAGCAGAGACCAGGCACAGGGCUUCCCCUCCCUCUACAAAGCCUUCCCGUCCUCCUUCAGGGGAGUUUCUUGAUGAUGAUUCGGCAGAUAUUACCUUUGAUCUGAGUGGGAGCCCUGGGCUCCCAAGACAUAGCUCCCUGAUAGAUGACAUGUUCAGGGCCUCUACUGGCCACAGCCCCCUGGCCACCCCACUGUCUCCCUGCAGCAGAAGUUCAAGUCCAGAUAUGAGUUGGGACAGGACUAGGUCCCAAGGCUAUGUUUCUGAAAAUGGACAUGACCUUCAGGAAAAGAGUAUGGGAGAAGACACUGUCCCAAAGCAGGGUCCUCCGUACGAAAACUGCUCCCCCGACCUGCCGAGGCCAUACUUGAGGAAUCUUCCUAGCAGAUACAAUAAGUCAGAGACAGAUCCGCUCAUCCUUAGCCAGGCAGCCCCCACCCCAGAGGCCGUGGAGAGGUUUGAUGACCAGGAAGAGGAAGAGGAAGGGUUGACCCACAUGGCCACUCCCCAAGGCUCCCUGACUGGUAGCCCUCACCUUUCAGAGCUGUCCAUCAACUCACAGGGAGGAGCCGCCCCAGCCAACGUGACCCUGUCUCCCAACCUGAGUCCUGACAACAAGCAGGCCUCUCCCCUGAUCAGCCCGCUCCUGAACGACCAAGCGUGCCCAAGGACCGACGACGAAGAAGAGGGCCGGCGAAAGAGAUUCCCAACCGACAAGGCGUACUACAUUGCUAAGGAAGUCUCCACCACAGAGCGCACGUACCUGAAGGACCUUGAGGUCAUUGCUUCGUGGUUUCAGAGCACAGUCAGCAAAGAGGACUCCAUGCCCGAAGCCUUGAAGAGUCUCAUAUUCCCAAAUUUUGAACCUUUGCACAAGUUCCAUACCAAUUUUCUGAAGGAAAUUGAGCAACGACUUGCCCUGUGGGAAGGCCGCUCAAAUGCCCACGUCAGAGGAGAUUACCAAAGAAUCGGGGACGUCAUGCUGAAAAACAUUCAGGGCAUGAAGCACCUGGCGGCCCACCUGUGGAAGCACAGUGAGGCCCUGGAGGCCCUGGAGACCUCCAUCAAGGGCUCGCGGCGGCUGGAACAUUUCUGCCGAGACUUCGAGCUGCAGAAGGUGUGUUACCUGCCGCUCAACACCUUCCUCCUGCGCCCGCUGCACCGGCUCAUGCACUAUAAGCAUGUCCUGGAGAGGCUGUGCAAGCACCACCCACCAAACCACGCCGACUUCAGGGACUGCAGAGCUGCGCUGGCGGAGAUCACAGAGAUGGUGGCACAGCUGCAUGGUACCAUGAUCAAGAUGGAGAACUUCCAGAAGCUGCAUGAGCUCAAGAAAGAUCUGAUCGGCAUUGACAAUCUUGUGACCCCAGGAAGGGAGUUCAUCCGCCUGGGCAGCCUCAGCAAGCUCUCCGGGAAGGGGCUUCAGCAGCGCAUGUUCUUCCUGUUCAACGAUGUCUUGCUGUAUACCAGCCGGGGACUGACGGCAUCUAAUCAGUUUAAAGUCCACGGACAGCUCCCACUCUAUGGCAUGACGAUCGAGGAGAGUGAGGAGGAGUGGGGUGUGCCCCACUGCCUGACCCUGCGGGGCCAGCGGCAAUCUAUCAUCGUGGCUGCCAGUUCCCGGUCAGAGAUGGAAAAAUGGAUGGAGGACAUCCAGAUGGCCAUUGACCUGGCAGAGAAAAGCAAUGGACCCACCCCCGAGCUCCUUGCCAGCAGCCCCCCUGACAACAAGUCCCCGGAUGAAGCCACAGCGGCUGACCAGGAGUCAGAGGAUGACCUGAGUGCCUCUCGGACAUCGCUGGAGCGCCAGGCCCCUCACCGUGGCAACACGAUGGUGCACGUGUGCUGGCAUCGCAGCACCAGUGUCUCCAUGGUGGACUUCAGCAUUGCUGUGGAGAACCAGCUCUCUGGGAACUUGCUGAGAAAGUUCAAGAACAGCAAUGGCUGGCAGAAGCUGUGGGUGGUAUUCACCAACUUCUGCCUGUUCUUCUACAAAUCACACCAGGACAGUCACCCCCUUGCCAGCCUGCCUCUGCUGGGCUACUCCCUCACCAUCCCCUCUGAGUCUGAGAACAUCCACAAGGACUAUGUGUUCAAGCUGCAUUUCAAGUCCCACGUGUACUACUUCAGGGCUGAAAGCGAAUACACAUUUGAAAGGUGGAUGGAAGUGAUCCGAAGUGCCACCAGCUCAGCCUCUCGGGCCCACAUCUUGAGUCACAAAGAAUCUCACCUGUACUGACGGCUGGACACGCCCACUGGCUGCGCCAGCCACGGAUGCUUUCCUGGAGGAUAGAAUGAAGCCUAGCAAAAUCCACACCUGUGUGAACACGUUGAAGAUCUGCAGUGGUUCUUGCCCACAUCCCUUCAUGGGCCUAUCUCCAAACAUUGUCUUCCCCAUACCAACCUCUUUGGACAGCCUUUCCCUCCAGGCCUAGGGGGUGGGAGGGCGGUGUCUUGCCAUUCUCCAGGGGCGCUUUAGUUUGUGCCACUACUGACACAUUGUCAUCAAGAGUGCCAAACGACAGUCUCGUCCUGCAGCAUGGCCAGCGCAGGGCCAUACAUCCGUUCACCUGCAGACUGCUGUUUCCCAAACGGAUUUUUCCAGUGUUCACAACACAUGGCGCAGUCUUAAGUAAAUGAGAUCAUUUUGGAUUUCAUUUUUUUUUCCAAUCUUUCUACUUUUAUAAUAGGACAUUCGUAGGACUCAACUUUUCUCAGAUAAGCAACUUGUGGAGUACUCCAUUCCACCGAAGGGGUGGGCUCCAGCGAGACCCUGGUCGCCACACCUACUUUCUUGGCGGAAGUUGACCAAGCUGUUUGUGAUUCCUAUUUACAAGAUGUAGUGGGGUUGUUUUCUGUGGAGAAGCAGAUACCCAGUGCAAUACGUGGGCGUCAGCGCCCUGUGCGUGGCGUGUACAGUGGCGGCUCCUAGGCCGUGAUGUUUUGCUGUCUGUUUCACAAGCAUGAGAAGCUGUAUGUCGUUGACUGGGGUCGUCUGUGCUGUUACAUGGGGGGCAUUGAGUGAGCUUCUCGGGAGAAGCAUCGUAUGGUAAUGGUACGUAGUCCCAGCCCCAGUGAUUGGCCCCAAUUCCCUGCAAGGCCGUGGUUUGGUUUGAACCUGCACAUUCUCUAGUAGUAUCUAUUGUACCUGUCUCCAAGUCUUUCUCUUUUUAUACUCAUUCCUUCUGGGCAUGGGGUACAGACAGGAUGACAGCCCACAUCCUGGACAGACUCCUCUGGGGGACCUGGCUGCCAAACACUACCUGAGCCUCCCAGUGGAAAACUGUUUGCCUGUUCUCUAGGGCAGCUGGGUCGCUGUCAUUCCCUUCAUGCAUAGAAUCCUCUAUAACGCAAGCUGGCCAGGUCUGCAGUCCCCUCUCCCUGUGCCCUAUACCCCAGCAAGGGCCUUCUUACCUGAAAACAACCCAUCAACAUUGAGGGGUCGUGACUAGUGUCAGAGAUUCACAUGGAUAAGGAGUAAGAUGUAUCAAUCAUUUGCCUUACAAUGUACCAGAUGGUUCUAAGUACUAACAAAAGGGAAUAAAAAUACCUCACACCAUGAUCCAGCACAUACAAGUCUGAGGCAAAACCA